Archocentrus centrarchus (flier cichlid) is the source of this 2846-nucleotide messenger RNA. RefSeq names its product zinc finger and SCAN domain-containing protein 12-like. Lineage: Eukaryota; Metazoa; Chordata; Actinopteri; Cichliformes; Cichlidae. Gene Ontology annotation, cellular component: nucleus. Gene Ontology annotation, biological process: regulation of gene expression. The record is from RefSeq and is a predicted model, not a curated record. The transcript is spliced from 6 exons. The coding region runs from base 108 to 1460 and encodes 450 amino acids.
UGAAGAGGAAACGCUGCCAGUAUUGUUCGCUUUCCUUCUGAGAGGUUCAGCAGGAAGACGGUCGUGUUGUGGUGUCUGAGCUGAGUCUCUGAGCUGUUGGAGUAACGAUGCCUUCAGUUCAGUAUCUGAGAGAGUUUAUCAACGAGCGGCUAACUGCUGCUGCUGAAGAAAUAUUCACAGAGUUUGAAAAAACCAUCGUCCAGUACGAAGAAGUCAUCGACCGUCAGCGCAGACUGCUGGAUAUCACCUGGAAACCCGAAAUAAAGGUGCACACAGACCUCCCACAGCAGCAUGUCUGUAAGGAGGAGGAGGAGGUUCUCACUGAGCAGCAGCUCUGGAACCAGGAGAAGAUCUCCAGUCUGAACCAGGAGGAACCAGAACUCCCAAAGAUUAAAGAGGAACAGGAGGAACUCUGCACCAGUCAGGAGGGAGAGCAGCUUGUUCUGAACGAGGAGAUCAAUACCUUUAUGGUGACUGCUGCUUAUGAGGAAAGUGACCACAGUGAGCCAGAACCAGACAAGGAGCAGCUCCUCUCUCACAGCUCUACUUUGUUCCUCUUCCUGCAGAGCCAAUCAAAUAAAAUAUUCACAGAGUUUGAAAAAACCAUCGUCCAGUACGAGGAAGAGAUCGACCGUCAGCGCAGACUGCUGGAUAUCACCUGGAAACCUGAGAUAAAGCUGCACAGGACAGACCCCCCACAGCAGCAUGUCAGUAAGGAGGGGGUUCUCAUUGAGCAGCAGCUCUGGAACCAGGAGAAGAUCUCCAGUCUGGACCAGGAGGAACCAGAACCUCCACAGAUUAAAGAGGAAGAGGAGGAACUCUGCAGCAGUCAGGAGGGAGAGCAGUUGAUACUGAAGGAGGAGAGUGAUACCUUUAUGGUGACUGCUGCUUAUGAGGACAGAGACCACAGUGAACCAGACAGGGAGCAGCUGCUCUCUUACAGCUCUGCUGCAGCUGAGAGCAGAGAUCAGGGAGGAAGCUGGAGUAUAGAUUUAGCAUCAACUAGAAAUACAGAGUCAAUUCCAAAGAGACAACUUAGGAACAAAAGUCACAGUAACAAUGUAGAAGACCCUGCUAUGUCAGAGAGUCAGUGUAACUCUGACAUAGCAGGUAAAAAGGCUAUAAAGUGUGAUGUUUGUGGGAAAGCCUUUAAGAAAAGGUCGCGAAUGAAGGAACAUUACAGAAUCCACACAGGUGAGAAACCUCAUUCUUGCAAAACGUGUGGGAAAAGAUUCACUCAGAGGAGUGCGUUGACUGUCCACAUGAGAAUCCACACAGGCGAGAGGCCGUAUCCUUGUAAAACAUGCGGGAAAAUGUUCUCAUAUAGUAGUAUUCUGUUGGCACACACAAGAACUCAUACAGGUGAGAAACCAUAUCACUGUAAAAUAUGCGGGAAAAUGUUCACAUAUAGCAGUCAUUUGUGGCGCCACAUGAAAAGUCACACAGAUGAGAAUUUGUAGUGGUGAACAACAACUACUGCUGCUGAAUUAAGAGUUUGUGGGUUAGAGUAGAGAUGAGUGUAUAGGAGCUGUUUAAUAAAUGCAAAAUAUUAAAAAUUUGUUUACAUUACUUUUUUUGGUUUAUUUGGCUCAUUGUCUCGUGGUUGUUGCCUUUUUACCUUUUCAUUUCGAUCAGUUCAUUUUUGGCUUUAUUUUGGGGGUUUGGUAGGAGUCCAGACAUGCCAUGGGAACCUCAGGUUAUACAGGUAAGGUAGGCAAAUAUGGGACCAGCAUGCACUGCCAAGGUGAUGAUGAUUAUUAUUUUUUUUUUUUUUAAUUAUUUUAACCAGCACAUCAUAGGAAGCAGGAGCCAUGAAUGUCAGCCUCUUUGUUUGCUUGUGUCAAAUAGAUCAGAAAAACAGAUCUUGAUGGUAAAAGACUCACAGACCAAUUUUGAAAGGAGGAAGGCCACAUGAGGGAAACCGCAGAAGAAGUGGUGUUGGAUUUAUCAGCAGAGGUGCUUCAGCACCAGUAAAGGUGGUGCGAGGUUCAGUUUAAAGGUGGUUUUAAAGGUGACUUUCAUAUGGUGCAUCAGUGGCCUCAAGUAAAAAGUUUUGGAAAUAGCUGCUACAAAAUGUUCAUUUAAAAAAAAAAAGACAAACCUGGAACAUCUUUCAGAUGGCAAGCACCUUCAGACUGCUCAGAAAGAAGAUCGGAGUUUACUAAAUGUAAUGUUUCUGAAACCAGAACCGAAGGUAUCGAGUUGCUGCCCUCUGGGUCACCGUUAACUCUGCUGCUGGCAGCCGGAGCCGUGAACUUUUGUCCUGUUGUGUUACAGAAACAGAGAAUUGGACAUUACACCUGGUUCUGCUGUGUAACACUGAAUGCAGUGACAGCUGUCAGUGAAUGUGAGUUGGUGUGUUGUGACCACUGAGAACAAGUUUAUGUUGUAAUAUAAAAGCUGUUUUCAGGGUUUCUUUGAAAAACUGUGUUCUGAGUUAUACUCAGUUUGUAAACUAAAAAAACAUAUUAAAGAUGUAUGCAGCUCGUACGUCCGUCUGCAUCACUGAUAGGUUUAAAAAAAAAAAAAAAACGCUCACUGUUUUCUUUAUCAGAUUCUAUUUUUCAAACUUUACCUCCAACAUUUUAUGUUUGACUGUGUCUGAACUUUGCUGAAAAUUGUCUCAUAUAGUGUCAUACUGUAACAGCUUGUAUUUUUUUUUACUGUUUUUUUUUGUGAAACUCUGAUGUUGAAGUUGAGAAACUCUUUAGUUUCUGUCCAGCUGGAUUCUUUCCUUAUUUAAAAGCACAUUUUAUUUUAUUUUUUAUUGCUCAGGCUUUACAUGUGACAGAGUUACAAGAUGGAGAUAUGAAAAACUGUGUACAAAUAAAUUAUUUAGAACAUUG